AUGUAUCGCGUGUGGCUCUGCAUCCUCCUCGCCGCCUGUCUUCGCGCGCUCCUCUGCCACGCCGACGAAAAGUCCUUCCUCAAGAACGCAAAGUUCAACGACGGCGAAUAUGGCAACUACCCCAAGCACAAGUUCCGCACGAGCAUCAUCGAGCCCCCGCGCCUCAACUUCAUGGAGCCUUUUACCAACUGCGAUGACGGCUCUUACAUCUUCGUCGCCCCGCGCGGCGCUGCUGCUUGGUCCAGCUUCUACAUUCUCGAUCACGAAGGUGGCUUGAUCUGGGGUCCCGAUCAUCGAUAUGGCGAGGUCUACAACUUCCAAAUGCAGCUCUACAAAGGCCAGCCAUAUCUCUUCUUUUGGGCCGGUGACGACUCCGUCGGUGGCCACGGCGAGGGAAAGUACUUUAUGCUCGAUCAGCACUACGAAGAGCACAGGAAGAUCAGCGCCGGGCAAGGCAUCCGCGGCGACCUCCAUACCUUUUUCAUCACCAAAGAGGACACGGCCGUCUUCACUGGCUAUCAAGUCAUGCAGGCCGACUUGACUGGCGUGGGCGGAGCACGGGAUUCAUGGAUCUGGGAGUCGAUAUUUCAGGAGCUGGACGUGGAAACAGGCGAGGUCCUGUUCCAGUGGCGCUCCUCCGAUCACUUUGCCUUCGAGGACUCCUACGGCGAUCCCAACGCUGCCACUCACGGCAACCCGUGGGACUACUUCCACAUUAACAUGGUGGACAAGGACAAGGCGGGCAACUACUUCGUCUCCACGAGGUACGGGCGAUGUGUGCUGUACAUUUCGAAAGACGAUGGAAGCAUUCUCUGGCAGUUGGGCGGCAAGGGCAACAGUUUCAAGGAUCUGUCCAACGGCGACGCCACCACCUUCUUGGGACAGCACGAUGCACAUUGGGUAGAGGAGCGCAGCGAGAUCACCAUGUUUGACAAUCGCGCCGAUUGGACGAACAAGCUGGAAGAUGAGUCAGUCGGCCAUCGCAUUCGUCUUGACCUCGGCGAAAUGACGGCCGAACUCGUUCAAUCCUAUCGACAUCCCUCGCACCUUCUGAGCACCUCACAGGGCAGCAUGCAGCAGCUCCCCAACGGCAAUGUCCUCCUGGGCUACGGCUUCAAUGGCGCCUUCUCCGAGUUCUCCCCCGACGGCAAGUUGCUGUGCGAUGCGACCAUGAUGCCGACCAAGCGAUUUGGCUCUGGCGAUGUGCAGAGCUAUCGCGACUUGAAGUUCAACUGGACCGGUAUUCCCCUCACCGUCCCCUCCCUUCACUUCGAGGAGGACAAGUUGUACAUCUCCUGGCUCGGCUCCACCAAGGUCCGGGGCUGGAUGGUCCAGGAUUCGGACGCGGCAGACGGCCUCUUUGAAUCCGUCCAGACGAUCAAGAAGAACGGCUUCGAGACCGAAUUUGCCCUCGAAGACGGCCCGCGCAUGCGGAAAUACGUGCGCGUCGUCGCCGUCGACCACGGCGGAACACAGCUCUCCAUCUCCAAUCCCGUGGAUAUUGUUGAUCCGGUGGAGAUCUGGGGGGUGCCUCAGCCGGGCGAGCCGCUGCACCACAUCAUGGGUUCGGCGGACCGGACGCAGCACGGCAAUGCUGGCAGCAAUACUGGUAUAUCUGGCGACGAAGACGAUGACUCUGACAACGCCACUACCGACGCCCAACUCAUGCUCGUUCUCGGCGGCCUCACAGCCGUCUGCGCCGCAGUCGUGCUCUGGAUGAUAUACGGCCGCAGGCGCGGCGGCUUGCCUCAUCCCCACAGCGAAAAGACCUACGCGCCCAGCCGCUUCCGGGACACUGUCUCCAACGGCCGAUUAUGGCGGCUAUGGCAUCGUAUUCGGAUACGAAUGCCUGGUAGCCAAAGCUGGCAUUAUGGCAAGUUGCCAACGGUGACGCGCGACGAAGAGGGGGCCAAUGGGCAUUUGGCAUAUGCCUCUUCUUCCAGCGAUCGGUCGGGCUUUGAGGACUGA
Neohortaea acidophila is the source of this 1968-nucleotide messenger RNA. RefSeq names its product ASST-domain-containing protein. The transcript has 3 exons. The record is from RefSeq and is a predicted model, not a curated record. Bases 1 to 1968 code for a protein of 655 amino acids. NCBI's taxonomy places the organism in Eukaryota, Fungi, Ascomycota, Dothideomycetes, Mycosphaerellales, Teratosphaeriaceae.